CGAGCCGUCCAAUAGAAAUCUUAUAUAGGCGGGUUUUCAAGCGGAAGUUCUACGUUUUUUUUUAAUUGUGCGUGUGAGUCCUGCGGGUUGCUAGUUUUUCAAGUGUUUGGUUUGUAGAAGCACGUCUAAUAAUCAAUCAUGACAAACCAGGAGAUGCGGCUAAAUCACACUAUUUACAUCAACAACUUAAAUGAAAAGAUUAAAAAAGAUGAACUGAAGAAGUCGUUGUAUGCUAUAUUCUCCCAGUUUGGACAAAUUCUGGACAUCCUUGUUUCUCCUACAUUGAAAAUGAGGGGUCAGGCAUUUGUGAUUUUCAAGGAGAUCAACAGUGCUUCCAACGCGCUGCGCUCCAUGCAAGGCUUCCCAUUUUAUGAUAAACCUAUGCGUAUUCAAUAUGCAAAGCAGGACUCCGAUAUCAUUGCCAAAAUGAAAGGCACUUACGUGGAGCGAGACCGUAAGAAAGAGAAGAAAAAGCCCAAAGCCCCUGAAGGAGGCGCUGGGAAAAAGGCUUCUGCUGCCGCAGCUGGCAUGGCCGGAGUACCUGCAGCGAUGCCCGGAAUGCCGCCCAUGAGCCAAGCCCCUCGCAUGAUGCCGAUGCCUGGCCAGCCUCCCUACAUGCCUCCGCCUGGUAUGAUGCCUCCUCCUGGCAUGGCACCCGGGCAGAUGCCUCCAGGUGCCAUGCCUCCAGGUCAGAUGAUGCCAGGACAAAUGCCUGGCCAGAUGCCGCAGCAGGUGUCAGAAAACCCUCCCAACCACAUCCUGUUUCUCACCAAUCUCCCAGAGGAGACGAACGAGCUCAUGCUGUCUAUGCUGUUCAACCAGUUUCCUGGGUUCAAAGAAGUGCGUCUUGUCCCGGGUCGCCACGACAUCGCCUUUGUGGAGUUUGAUAACGAGGUGCAGGCGGGUGCAGCCAGAGAGGCUCUGCAAGGCUUCAAGAUCACACAGAGCAAUGCAAUGAAAAUCUCAUUUGCAAAGAAGUAAUUUAAAUACUUGCAGCUUCUAAGACAAAUGACAGUUAUACGCAGGCCUGCAUCUAGAAACCACUGACCCCUUGGGACAGUUCAGGCUGUUUAAUGUUGAAUAGGUUAUACACACACGAAAGGAAAAACUCCAGAGAUGAAACUUGAUUUUUUUUUUUUUUUGGAUGAAACUUGCCUAGUGGUGCCCAAUAGAUUUUUUUUUUUAAUUUUUUUUUAUAUAUAUAAACUGCACACUGCAAGGUAAGGAGUGAAUGGAAAGCCCCACUACUUCAUCUUAACGUUUUUAUUCAUUCUUCUGAGAUGGUCGGCUUUGGUGAAUUUGUAAGUAUGCAGGGUUUUUGGUUUUUUUUUAAAUUGUCUUCAAAAGCAUUGCACCCAGAGUCUGGUCCCCAGACAUUGUACCUGGAGCUUUAAUGUUUUUAUUAAAUUACAAUGUUUUACAAGUUG
Messenger RNA from Puntigrus tetrazona (Sumatra barb), 1427 nucleotides. It is a transcript of the gene snrpa, whose product is annotated as small nuclear ribonucleoprotein polypeptide A. Gene Ontology annotation, biological process: mRNA splicing, via spliceosome. Gene Ontology annotation, cellular component: U1 snRNP. The coding region runs from base 139 to 981 and encodes 280 amino acids. The transcript has 7 exons. NCBI's taxonomy places the organism in Eukaryota, Metazoa, Chordata, Actinopteri, Cypriniformes, Cyprinidae. The record is from RefSeq and is a predicted model, not a curated record. Gene Ontology annotation, molecular function: U1 snRNA binding.